Molecule: messenger RNA, 2325 nt
Organism: Abrus precatorius (Indian licorice)
Lineage: Eukaryota; Viridiplantae; Streptophyta; Magnoliopsida; Fabales; Fabaceae
Product: putative dual specificity protein phosphatase DSP8
Exons: 6
Coding region: 650-1633 (327 amino acids)
Biological process (GO): protein dephosphorylation
Molecular function (GO): protein tyrosine/serine/threonine phosphatase activity; phosphatidylinositol-4,5-bisphosphate 5-phosphatase activity
Source: RefSeq, a predicted model, not a curated record
UCACCUUUCUUGUGUCACAAUCGCGUAACUCAAAUGUUGCCACUUCAUUUUCAUUUUCCUCUUCAUCCUUUUCCCGGAUCCUUUACUUUCUGAUUCAGAGUUUGUUGAGCGGAAGAGCCAUUUUCUUAUUCAACAAAAUUUAGGGUUAGGGAUUCCAAUUCCCAAUUUCCCCUCUUUUUCCGAUUCCUUACCCUUUUACUUUUCUUUCCUCCCGACAGAUUUUCCGUCUGUCUCUCUCUCUUGUUGGUUACGACAAUCACUCAUCCAUCUUCGAUCAACCCUUUCCGAAACAUGGUUUCAUUUUCUCGGGAAAAUUCCGUUUACUCUUUUCUCGGCCAACCCUUUCUCCCAUAUUCCAUUCCUUGUUCGAAUUGUUGCAAAUUUCCAAUUUCCUAGGUUUUCUCGAUCUAUUCUGCGAUCCGUCAAUUGCAAUUUGGGACAAUCCACCCCUUUUUUUAACGUUUGUUCUGUGUAUAUUUUGUGCUUGUUAGGGUGGUUGUAUUAGCGCUGUCGAUAGAGGAUUUGCGAGGGGUGUAAAAAGUGCAGUUCAUACGUGUUGAUAAUUGGGUGAAUCGAUUGCGAUUUGUUAAUUAGGUUGUUGUAAAUAUAUUGAUAUUACUGGAAUUGUUGUCUGAUAUCAAAGUGAGUUAUGCAUAUUGAGGAAUUGAAGGGAGGUGAGGUGGGAGAAGUUAGAGGGGAAGGAAGAUCGAGCUUUGUAGGUUCCGAAGCGAAGAGGGUAUUGGUUGGAGCUGGUGCUCGUGCGCUCUUCUAUCCAACCCUUUUUUACAAUGUCGUUAGAAAUAAGAUUCAGGUUGAGUUUCGAUGGUGGGAUAGGGUUGAUGAGUUCAUAUUGUUAGGUGCCGUUCCAUUUCCCAUUGAUGUUCCCCGCUUGAAGGAGCUUGGUGUUCGUGGGGUCAUCACAUUGAACGAGUCAUAUGAGACUUUGGUUCCAACCACAUUAUAUCAUGCUCAUGGAAUUGAUCAUCUGGUAAUUCCUACUAGAGAUUACUGUUUCGCUCCAUCAUUGCAUGACAUACACCGUGCUGUGGACUUCAUACAUGAAAAUGCAUUGUCUGGACGCACUACAUAUGUCCACUGCAAAGCUGGACGUGGUCGCAGCACGACUAUUGUUAUUUGUUAUCUGGUACACCACAAACUGAUGACACCUGAUGCUGCAUAUGAUUAUGUGAAGUCAAUUCGGCCAAGGGUGCUUCUAGCUUCCUCUCAGUGGCAAGCUGUCCAGGAAUACUACUAUCACCUUAUGAUGAGGAGGGUUGUUGGAUGUGCUCCUACCUCUGGUCUAUUAGUAAGGACUUCUAAGGUAGCAUCAGCUUCACGAGAUCUUGUAACAUUUGAUGACAGUUCUGUAGUCAUAGUAACAGAGUCAGAUCUUGAAGGGUACGACUCAAGUAAUCAAUCAGGAACCAUGGCUGGUGAAAUGUGGACAGAUUUAAGCGUUGUUUACCGUGUGCGAGUUGCUGGACAGGCAGCAUUGGCAAGAAUAUCUUGCCUUUGGCUGCGAUAUGGUACUACUAACCAGAAGAUUACUACGGAGAAACUGAGCAGGGAAAGCAGUUGCUCCAUCAGUGCUAAUCACUUGGGAGGAAUUAGUGUUGAUAUCCAUGUAUACUAAAAAAACAGCCUAAGUUGCCUGAGUUUGUCAUGUUUUCCUUGUUCUGCCCAAUAAUAAUCCAUGUUUGGCAGGCCUGAAUCUAUAACGUGUUUUCCUCUGUAUAUUCCGUUGUUUGCCCAUUUGAAUUCAAAUGAUGAGUGUCAUGCGGGUCAAUCAAUCAAUGUGCAUCGUUUAUAUUGAUCAAUUAAUUACUAGGUUUGUCAGGGCUUUCAAAUCUGGAGUAAUCCUUUUCGAUGCAAGCUUUUGCGAUGGAUGCAAUGCUAACUGCUGCAUCGAAAAAGGGAGGAGGGUUUGAGGGCUACUGUUACGAAUUUACGCAUUUGGUAGCCUUUAUCUCGGUUAAAUCACUACCAAUGCCAAGACAAUCGGUAUGCUUAACUCCAGUAUCCUACUCCCCCCAAUAAUAUCCACGAAGUCCACGUUUCAAUUUGAAAUUGAUGGGAACAACUUUGCUCUUCAUUUUUGGUUUAUGGCGGAGGGGACGGGGAUAAGAUCAAGAGAAGGAAGUGUGAGGGGGGUGGGGGUGGUUUGACUGACAAUACUCUAUCUUGCAAGUGUAACUUUUCCAUGUUUUUCUUUUUGUCAAAACUUUUCUCUGUUUAAGCAUGCAAUUCUGCCCGUGAAAUAAUCCCAAUGAUGUAUUUUCACUAUUUUGUGACCAAUGUAUAAUAAAAAUAUUUCUUUCGUUCGGC